Messenger RNA from Episyrphus balteatus (marmalade hoverfly), 1019 nucleotides. RefSeq names its product Krueppel-like factor 5. The transcript has a single exon. The record is from RefSeq and is a predicted model, not a curated record. Gene Ontology annotation, molecular function: DNA-binding transcription factor activity, RNA polymerase II-specific; RNA polymerase II cis-regulatory region sequence-specific DNA binding. NCBI's taxonomy places the organism in Eukaryota, Metazoa, Arthropoda, Insecta, Diptera, Syrphidae. The coding region runs from base 111 to 935 and encodes 274 amino acids. Gene Ontology annotation, biological process: regulation of transcription by RNA polymerase II.
GUAAGUACAUCUGAGAGUAACACAUCCAUGGUCAGAUAAAAUUUUCAGUCAUUUAAAUACUGAGUGUAACGGUCCCGACAUCAUCAGUUCUCAAAAUAUAUUCAAGUGUGAUGGAUUUUUUGUCAAACGGAUUUCAACAGCUUUUCCAUGAUUUGGAACUAAAUUCUUCUUCCUCCAAUGAAAAUUAUUUCCAAGACGUGAAUAACAACAUUACCAGUAAUAGUGACUUCCAUUACACCUGUGACUACUACAGCUACCUUGAUCAGGAGUUUGAAUUUCACCAGGACGAGCCAAAGGAUUCGAUGAUUGGUAUCGAUCGGGCCUUGGAACAGUGUUUAGACUACCUGAUACCUCUGGAAGAAAAUGAAAACCAGUCUGAACAAUCUCAGUGGGAAUGGGAGAUCAAUUUUCUGGACAGUUUGGUGGAAAUGCCCGAACCCGAACAAAAGCUUCCUGAGAAGACACCACUCUGCGAUGAUUCCUGUGAUUUAUUCCUCAAAGAUGCCAGUGAAAAUUUAAAUCUCUAUCGAAAGCUUUUGCCAAGUGAUACUUCUGAUCUGACGGACAAAUCAUAUCCCUGCACUUUUGGUGAAUGCACAAAGAUCUAUGCAAAGCCAGCCCAUCUCAAGGCCCAUAUGCGUCGACAUAUGGGUGAAAAGCCAUACGUCUGCACAUGGCCGGAUUGCACAUGGAAAUUUUCGCGUUCAGACGAAUUAGCCCGACAUCGUCGUUCACAUUCAGGAGUGAAACCGUACAAGUGCAAUUAUUGUACAAAGUGUUUUGCUCGAUCGGACCACUUGGCGAAACAUAGGAAAGUACAUGAACGAAGAUUACUGGCGCUCGGUGCUGGAAAGGAACGUUUGGGUCAGUUGUUGCCUGCAAGUGUUUUUCAAGUGAGACCAGGACGAAAGCCAAAAAAUCAGAAUUUAAGAUGAUGAAUAAAUAUUUUGUAUUAGAAAGUUAGUUUAAUUGUGUGUUUAGUGAAGUGUUCAUAAAAUAAUUUUAUCUUAAAUUUUGUA